Molecule: messenger RNA, 2390 nt
Organism: Daldinia caldariorum
Lineage: Eukaryota; Fungi; Ascomycota; Sordariomycetes; Xylariales; Hypoxylaceae
Product: alpha/beta-hydrolase
Exons: 3
Coding region: 355-2022 (555 amino acids)
Biological process (GO): epoxide metabolic process
Molecular function (GO): epoxide hydrolase activity
Source: RefSeq, a predicted model, not a curated record
CCCCUGUAAGUCUUAAUUCGGGGUCGACUUCAAUCUCAAUUGGCCCGUAGCUAGUAUCAUCCCUGCUGCUUCUGCCCUGUUUUCGGGUGUACUUACGACAAGUUUUAGCCACAUAGAGUCAAGCCACUUAGAUCCCUUAAAACGGAGUAUAAUUAAAUAAGAUCUCUCGGACGCGAUGGGGCGGCGUCAAGACAAUAUGAAGUGCAUACUAAUUUUGCUUUUCAGUCAGUGACUUGUUCGUGCGUCUCUCGUUAUUCGUCUUUUUUUCGUUCCUUCAUUACCUCGGUCGACGUUGUGUUGCCUUUAGACGUGACAUUCGUAUAUAUCGGAUGGAAAUUUAUACCUACUUGAAAAAUGGCUGCUGCUGAGGUUGACGAGGCUGUCCCCGCUGGCGCCGCUGGCGGUGCUGAUGAAAUUAAACCCUACAAAAUCCACGUAUCGUCGAAAUAUCUGGAACUCACAAAGCAGAAGCUCGAAGUGACUCGACUGCCUCAUGAGCUCUCGGAACCAAAAUCGAAAGACUGGUGGGAGCCAAAGUCUCAAGUAGAACCACUCAUUGAUUUCUGGUUGGAACAGUACUCAUGGAGAGCGCAAGAAGAUCGGUUGAAUACCGAGAUACCUCAAUUUCGUACUGGGUUUUCAAUUCCUUCGUCUGAAGCACUCGUUAGAAUUCACUUCAUCCAUGCUCGUUCAUCUCAUUCAAAUGCGAUACCCCUUCUUUUGAUACCACCUUUCCCCAUUUCAAACCUUUCUUUUGGACACAUCAUCAAACGAUUCACAGAACCGGAAGAUGCUGCGAAUAAUCAGCCCUUCCACUUGGUUAUACCGGCUCUACCGGGUCUGGGGUUCAGCGACGCGCUUCCGAACAAUACCCCCGCAAUCUCAUCUACAGCAGAAAUCUUUAACUUGUUGAUGAGCCGAUUAUCGUAUCCUCACUAUCUAAUAACAAAUGCGAGUUCUGGAGUCGCUUCGCCGGCGGAAAUCGACUUUAAGCUUGCCAACCAUCUGGCAACUUAUUUCACCGAUUCUUGUCUGGGUGCUCACUUAAUAUCACCACCUCUAGCGCGGCCGAAGCUACGGGGAGCACCGGUCGAAUGGGCAAAAUGGUCCGUUGCAAGUUUGUUUCAUGCUCCAAUUCUUGGUUAUCACAAAGAAGAUUUCUCGGCUCUUAAACGAAACGGCUUUGCUCGUUUGCCAAAGAGAGGGCCUGCUCUGCCUCGAUUUGGAUUGAAUCAGUUAGGACUUCGAGAGCCAAAUACCUUAGCAUAUGCGUUGUGCGACUCCCCAACGGGUUUGUUAGUCUUCGUAUUGAAGAUACUUCGCUUGCUUGAUCCUAAGAAGGAGUUCACCCCUACAGAGGUAAUUGAUCUCACCCAGCUCUCUUGGCUCCCUGGUCCGGAGUCAGCGAUGAGGUUCUGGGCUCAUUGUGCUCGGUACCCGGAAGUGGAAAAGAAAGUUAAUUCACGACCGAAAAUCGGCGUCACAGUAUUUCUAGGCGAUGAGCCUGAUACGAACGGGGGCGCUGAGGACGAGGCUACGGAGUUGAUGCAAGACGAGGCAAAGGAUUUUUAUAUGUGUCCUAGCUGGGCCAAUGCAAAAUACAAUGUGGUCCAUGUCAACCGUGCAUCAGGAAGACCAGGACUUAUAGCUUGGGAUCGACCCGAGAUCAUCGCUACGGGCGUAAGAGGGGUAGCAGCUUCAAUUUUGCGGUCGGAUUCCCGGUUACGGCCUGCAGCGGCUCCUGUAGAACAGGUGGCAAUUCACCAGGAUGCUGCUGGUGAGCAGCCAGCGUCUCCGCCGGCGCAACCCGCUCUAGCACUUCUGGCACCGCCAGGGGGCGGGGAGCGCAGCCAUCCACACAGAGAAGUUAGUGAUGAGACAGCUGUAGGAAGCAACGAGAACAAGUCUGGGAAAACCCCUUCCCCAACUCCCAAAGUGUUAAAUCCAACGCAUCUCGCACCACCAGCUGACGAACGAGGACACCCACGCAGAGAGGCCAGUGAUGAUACGGCUGUAGAAUAGCCAAAUAACUAAGGGGAAUGACAAUUCAGGAACAUGAGUUGAUGUUGACUUUGUUACGGUAAUUAUUUAGAGGGGUCGGAAGAAUGAAUUGGUAGCCGGACGGCCUGUAUAUAUACCUUUUUUAUUAUGUUAUUUUUGGUGUGUUUAUUGUUGAUGAUACCUUGUGAAUGAGAAUGAUGGAUGGAUGGGACUUUUGGGCCAUACAUUCUGGUAUUUAUUGGUUAUGUGGGUGUGUAUAUGGAUUAGAGAGCCCAUGGCGAAGAAAAAUAACUAGAAUAAAAAUGUAAAUCAAACUUCUUCACGUAUGUUAUUCCAUCCACUUCAGCUUGUCGGACAAGUUGGAAUUAAUAAAUGUUCAAAUCAAGAGC